AUGGGCAAUUGCAGCGGCGUCCCCUCCGACCAAAACCAACUCAGCUCCCAUGGCCCCGACCGCGGCCCACCUUCCAAUGGCCUCUCCGUCCUUCCUCCAAAUUCUGAGCCCCCGCCACCUAAACCACCUUUCUUCUCCGACUUCGGCCGCGUCCUCUGCCGUCCCAUGGAGGAUGUCCGUUCCACCUACAUCUUCGGCCGCGAACUAGGUCGUGGCCAAUUUGGUGUCACCUACCUAGUCACCCACAGAGUCACUAAGCAACAAUUCGCCUGCAAAUCCAUCGCUACCCGAAAACUCGUUAACCGCGACGAUAUCGAUGACAUUCGCCGCGAGGUCCAGAUCAUGCACCACCUCACCGGUCAUCGCAACAUUGUGGAGCUCAAGGGAGCUUAUGAGGAUCGCCACUCUGUCAAUUUGGUCAUGGAACUCUGCGCUGGCGGGGAACUCUUCGAUAGGAUCAUAGCCAAAGGCCAUUACUCGGAGCGAGCGGCAGCAAAUUUGUGCCGCCAGAUCGUGACGGUCGUGCAUAGUUGCCACUCCAUGGGAGUGUUUCAUAGGGAUUUGAAGCCGGAGAAUUUCUUGUUCCUCAGCAAAGACGACAGCUCGCCUCUUAAGGCCACUGAUUUUGGUCUCUCAGUGUUCUUCAAGCCAGGAGACGUAUUAAUCGAUCUUGUUGGCAGUGCAUAUUAUGUUGCUCCUGAGGUGCUGCGUAAAAGUUAUGGACCAGAAGCUGAUAUUUGGAGUGCCGGGGUUAUAUUAUACAUUCUGCUCAGUGGUGUCCCGCCUUUCUGGGCUGAAAAUGAACAGGGAAUAUUUGAUGCUAUUCUUCGCGGACAUAUUGAUUUUGUAUCAAAACCUUGGCCUUCUAUAUCGAGUAGCGCCAAAGAUUUGGUUAGGAAGAUGCUACGAGCUGACCCUAGAGAACGGCUUUCAGCCGUUGAUGUCCUUAAUCAUCCUUGGAUGAGAGAAGAUGGGGAUGCAUCUGAUAAGCCUCUUGACAUUGCUGUUUUGACCAGAAUGAAACAAUUCCGAGCAAUGAACAAACUAAAGAAAGUAGCUCUAAAGGUAAUUGCGGAAAAUCUUUCUGAAGAAGAAAUCAUUGGCUUGAAGGAGAUGUUCAAAUCAAUGGACACCGAUAACAGUGGUACAAUCACUUUUGAAGAGUUGAAAGUUGGUCUCCCCAAGUUGGGUAGCAAGCUUUCUGAGUCUGAAGUGAGGCAGUUGAUGGAAGCGGCUGAUGUUGAUGGAAAUGGAACCAUUGAUUAUAUUGAAUUUAUAACAGCUACCAUGCACAUGAAUAGAAUGGAAAGAGAGGACCACCUAUACAAAGCAUUUGAAUAUUUUGACAAGGAUAGGAGCGGGUAUAUCACUAUGGAAGAGUUGGAAUAUGCAUUGAAGAAGUAUAAUAUGGGUGAUGAAAAAACAAUAAAGGAGAUCAUUGCUGAAGUUGAUGCAGACAAUGAUGGAAGAAUUAAUUAUGACGAGUUCGUGGCCAUGAUGAGGAAAGGCAACCCAGAAACGGUGAACAACAGGCGUCGCAAGUAAUCUCUUCUUGAGUUACUUGAUUUUUUGGUCGGAGGCUUGACACGUGCAAGUAAUAUUGACUGUCAUUGUAUCAUAUUAAGAAGAAUUUGCUUACCUCUCAUUCAUUUCAAGAGAGCUCUUGCUAUCAGAGAAUAGAGUUGGGAUAUUCUAAAAUGUAAAGCUUUUAAAGGACUCAUACUGUAAACAGAAAGCGAUGGCGAGAUAAGAGAUGCUGAGAUUUUCUUCUUCUUCUUUUUUCC
This is a messenger RNA of Neltuma alba, 1784 nucleotides long. Its product is annotated as calcium-dependent protein kinase 1. The transcript is spliced from 8 exons. Gene Ontology annotation, biological process: protein phosphorylation. NCBI's taxonomy places the organism in Eukaryota, Viridiplantae, Streptophyta, Magnoliopsida, Fabales, Fabaceae. The record is from RefSeq and is a predicted model, not a curated record. The coding region runs from base 1 to 1545 and encodes 514 amino acids. Gene Ontology annotation, molecular function: ATP binding; calcium ion binding; protein kinase activity.